Messenger RNA from Tremella mesenterica DSM 1558, 1171 nucleotides. RefSeq lists its product as uncharacterized. NCBI's taxonomy places the organism in Eukaryota, Fungi, Basidiomycota, Tremellomycetes, Tremellales, Tremellaceae. Gene Ontology annotation, biological process: regulation of DNA-templated transcription. Gene Ontology annotation, cellular component: nucleus; CCAAT-binding factor complex. Gene Ontology annotation, molecular function: DNA-binding transcription activator activity, RNA polymerase II-specific; protein heterodimerization activity. The coding region runs from base 81 to 1115 and encodes 344 amino acids. The record is from RefSeq and is a predicted model, not a curated record. The transcript has 3 exons.
CAUAUCUCUUUGUACAUUGAAUUCACCAAACAAUUACACCAUCUUAUCAUCCUAUCCCUCUCAUCCAUCGGUAACUCAAGAUGAACCAUCAAAAUGGUUUCUACCCAGAUCCAGAUCUACAACAUUCAUCAUCCAUUUCAUCUUCUUCUUCCCCAGAUCCAGAUCCAGGUCCAUCAUAUCAAAUUCAACCUUCUUAUCCUACUUCCAUCCGGGACAUCGGGACGAAUGAUGAAAGAGGAACAGUUAUAGAUGGUGGGACAGGAGUUAUGGGGAAUUUAGUAUUUCAAGAUCUUCAUGCUUUUCUCGAAAUGUUUUGGGCCAGAUGGACUGAAGAGAUGGAAAGGGAUGAACCUGAUUUUAGAGUUUAUAAUUUGCCUUUGGCGAGGAUAAAAAAAGUUAUGAAGAGUGAUGAGGAGGUAAAGAUGAUCUCCGCUGAAGUUCCUGUCAUGUUUGCAAAGGCUUGCGAGGUAUUCAUAUCCGAACUCACAGGUCGAGCAUGGUUAAUAGCCGAAUCGAAUAAACGUCGUACAUUACAAAAAUCAGAUGUAGCGGCAGCUAUAGCGCAUAGUGACAUGUUUGAUUUUUUAAUCGAUAUUGUUCCUAGGGAUGAUAAUGAUAUUACUUCUCAUCCUCCUCCUCCUCCUCCACCACCACCACCACAACAACAACAACAACAACAAAAUACAUUACAUGAACCUAUUUCUCCAACAUUAAUUUCUGGGCCUUCUGGGAAUUCUUUCAAUCAUCCACAUGAUCAUAAUUUCAUUACAUCUCCUGAUAUUCUACCAGAUGGGAAAAGAGUGAAAUCGAAUAUGGAUGAUCAUGCAGAACGAGAAAACAUCGGUGGGAGUUUAGAUGGAAACGAUAAGGUCAGAUUGAAUGGAGGGAAGUAUAUCAAUGGGGAUCAGACGCACGGACACGGAAACGGAUACGAAUACGAAUACGAGUAUAGAACUCAACGGGUCGAUGGUCAUGGAGAAGAUGGGGUAGACAUGGGUGGAUUGAAUGGGGGAAAUAGGAUAAGGGUUAAUGGAUAUAUUUCACAAGAUGAUGAUGAAGAGAUAGAAGGGGAUGCUUUAUAUAAUCAAUUCGUUAGUCAAGUAAGUGAUGGUUGAAUAGGAAAGAUUCAAAAUUUCAUCAUAUAAUGAAUGCACCUUGGGAUCAUAUUUCG